AUGACAGCAAAUUCUCCGUCGUCGAAACAGAAACGUUUGGUACCGUAUUCACCCGAUGGUGGUUGGGGCUGGAUGGUCGUUAUAGGCACGUUUUUUAUUCAUGUAGUUGCCGAUGGCUUCACCUACUCAUUUGGUGUCCUCGUCGAUACACUCAUGAAAGAGUUUAACUCAGACAACACCGUAGUUGCGUUGAUUAUCUCUCUUCUCGCCGGUUUCACACUCGGAUCAGGGCCAGUAGCAUCGUGGGUGUGCAAUAUGUAUGGUUGUCGAGUGACAGCCAUCAUUGGCGCAAUUAUAGCUAGUGCCGGAUGUACAGCAUCUUACUUUGCCACUGCAAUGUGGCACAUUAUCGUAUCCGUGGGAAUUAUCAUUGGCAUCGGUUCCGGCUUGAUGUAUUGUCCAGCGAUUGUCUCUGUAACAAAAUAUUUCGAAAAGCGUCGUUCUUUAGCUACUGGAAUCUCUAUUACUGGAGCUGGAGUCGGUACCAUGGUAUUUUCACCAAUCAAUCAGUUUAUCAUCGAACGAUUUGGAUGGAGAGCUGUAUUCCUUUUAUUCACUGUAUUCUUGCUUUGUGUUGCUUGCGGUGCUCUAUUCCGCCCAUUGCCAGUUCGUGAAGUAAGCGAGGAAGACAACACCCAAGAAACAUCGGAUGAUGUGAAUAGAUCUCAUUGCCUCUCGAAAGUAACCCUUUCACUCAUUAAGUUUUGUUUACAUGCACAAGAAAAUACUGACAAUAAGGAAGGCUCAAGCAUGUGGAAGAGGAUAUCGGAAAUGUGGUUGGUGUCCCUUCUUCUUGAUCCCAUCUUUCUUCUUUUUGCCAUCUCAAACUUGCUGUCUUCGGUCGGCUUUAAUUCACCACUAUAUUUUCUACCAAAGCAUGCAGAAAGUGGUGUCGGCCUUGAUCCCACCAGUGCAUCAGCUGUGCUUUCUGCUUAUGGAUUAAGUAAUAGCAUCGGACGUCUUGUGUUUGGUAUUGUCUCUGAUCACAAAUUGCCGCUUCCCUAUGGCUGGGGCAAUGAUAGACCACGGAAUAGACUAUGGAUAUACAACAUAUCACUCUCGAUCUGCGGUUUACUCACAGCAUUCUGCUUUCUCUACAAAAGUUAUAUUUCACUAAUAAUCUACGCAUCGUUGCAUGGGUUUUUUCUCGCUGCCUACAUUUGCCUUGCUAGUGUCAUUCUUGUCGAUCUACUUGGAUUGGAUAAGCUCACAAAUGCUUUUGGCCUUCUGCUUUUCUGGCAGGGUGUUGGCACUGUAGGUGGGCCACCGAUAGCUGGGCUCCUUGCUGAUGUCAGCGAUAGUUAUGCGUUGUCAUUUGCAUUCAGCGGCGUGAAUUUACUGGUGUCCGGUCUCAUGCUAUUCUGUAUUCCGUUCUUCCUGAAGAAAGAGGAAAAUACUCAAUGA
Messenger RNA from Haemonchus placei, 1404 nucleotides. NCBI's taxonomy places the organism in Eukaryota, Metazoa, Nematoda, Chromadorea, Rhabditida, Trichostrongylidae. The record is from the annotation of a GenBank genome assembly.